ACAACCAGGUGUGACAGCUGACUGAUUUUAAAGAACCUACAGAAGUCUGAUGUUCAUGCACAGGUUUCUGAGGAUCACUGAGUUGUUGAAGCUCAUCAGGCUGUGGAGAGUUUUUAGAAUCUUCAGGAGUUCUGACUCUGAUCUUCAGACGGAACAAACAGGAAACGGCAGCAUUGUUUGACUCCACAGGAUCGUUUCACAUCACGGGUCAAACUGAGGACAGAGAAACUGAAUGAAGUUAACGUCAGGAAGUUUACCUUCAGGACAACCAGAACCUGGAGAACUGGAUGAAGAACUCUGUUCUGUGGACUGAUGAGACGAAAACUAAAUGCUUGGAGAGCCGAGAACUCUACAUCCCAGCAGAAGAACCACGUGAUGGUUUCAUGUUUGGGUCUGUGGAGCUGCGUUUGGACCAGAGUUCUGCGCUAUGAGGUGUCCGAGAUGCAGGUUUCCUGGCAGUGAGAAGAAAACUCCUCCAGAGUGACGGGUGGAGCUGGAUCCAUCUCUGCAGGAGGAACCGGACCUUUGGAGGAGGCUGAACACAGAACAUGGAACCGAGAUCAUGAAUGAUGGGGAACUACAAGGAACUACAAGGGACUACAGGGAACUACAAGCCUCCUCGGCGUGCUGCUGCUCUCCCACUCCUCCCAGUCCACCUUACUGGGCUGGGUGGAGUCUCCUGGUUAUCCCAGCGGCUACCUGCCUCACAGCAGCAUGAACUGGAGCAGGUGCGCCCCCAGAGGCCACGCCCUCUCCCUGCGUCUGCUGCACCUGGACCUGGAGGACAGCCAGGACUGCGAGAACGACGCCCUGAAGGUGUUUUCCGAUGGGGGUCUGAUCUCCGUCCUUUGUGGGAAAAGAGACUUCGAGGAGCUUCAUUCUUCGGUGAAUCCGUCUCUGGUGUCGUCUUCGGGCGGCUGCCUGUCCAUCAGCUUCCACUCCGACUUCUCCAACCCUCGGAGACACACUGGCUUCAAAGGCUUCUACACGGUCCAAGACUUCGACGAAUGCGAGGACCAGAACAACCAGUGCUCCCAGUUCUGCCACAACUUCGUCGGAGGAUACCGCUGCUCCUGUCGCCACGGUUACCUCCUGGCCGACGACAAACACACAUGCACCGUGAGCUGCACCGAGGAUCUGUCGGGUCAGAACUCUGGGGACGUGUCCAGCCCGUCCUGGUCCGGUUCCUAUGCGGAGAACGCCAACUGUGUGUCCACUCUGUCUGUGGAGAACCACCUGCAGCUGGAGCUUCACUUCUCCAGCACGUUCGACGUGGAGCAGAGUGCGGACGGAGAAUGCAUCGACGCCGUCACGGUGGAGACUCCGUCCGUCACCCUCGGCCCGUUCUGUGGUUCCUCUCCUCCCCCGUCUCCCCUCCUCACCCACUCUCAUCACGUCCGGAUCCGGUUCACCUCCGACGGCUUCGGCGCCAACAGAGGCUUCUCUCUGCACUUCAGGACCCGAGAUAAGGUGUGUCCUGCCGUGGUGACAUCACACUCGAUGGUGACGCCUCAGAGGGCAGAACAUCAUCAGGGCCAGAUGGUGACGGUGGCUUGUGAUGCUGGAUACGUGGUGAACAGUCAGGGCGUCCAGACUCUGACAUCACAGUUUGAGGCGACAUGUGACAUCACAGGUACCUGGACUCCCGGCUACACCUGUGAACCUGUGGACUGCGGUUUUCCUGACGUUCCAGCUGAUGGAAUCCUGCAGCUGGUCGGAUCAGAACCACCUCACACUCAGUACAAGGACCAGGUCCAGUUCAACUGCAGCUCUAAGUACUACCGGCUGGACGGAGACGACACCUACACCUGUAAUGCCAGCGGUGAAUGGAUGUCCGCUGACGGGACGACGGAGCUUCCAGAAUGCACUGCAGUGUGUGGACAACCUGAAAGCUUCUUUGCUAGUGCAGGCAGAAUUUUGGGAGGUCAGAAUGCAAAGCUGGGACAAAUACCGUGGCAGCUUCUGAUAAAAAGCCCCAACAGAGGAGGAGCGUCUCUGAUCAGCGACCGCUGGGCUGUAACAGCUGCUCACGUUGUGGACGGAGUUCCGGAAACGUCUCUGCGUCUGUAUGGUAGUUUAGUGGAUGCAAGAACAUCCAGCGGGCCGGGCGUCGCAGUGCUGAACAGUAAGAGGAUCAUUAUCCAUCCUGGAUACACUAAAGGAACUCACACUGAACGCACCAACUUUGACAACGACAUCGCUCUCAUCAGAUUCAGCUCCAGGGUGAACUUUGGUCCAAACCUGCUGCCGAUCUGCCUGCCAGAACCCGACAGAGGCAUCUGGGAGAACGAGCAGGGAACCGUGUCUGGCUGGGGGAUGACGGAAAAACAACACAAAGCAGCUUUGUUAAAAUAUGCCCAUAUUUCAGCGUACUCUCUGGAUGAAUGUCAGCGCACACCGACCACACUUUCCAACAAAGCCAUGACGUUCACCAACAACAUGUUCUGUGCCGGAGCUACAGGAAAGGACAGCUGCCAAGGAGACAGUGGAGGUCCAUUUGUCCUGCCCAUGUUGUCCUCAGAUGGAGGACCUUACGUUCUGGGCGGCAUUGUGUCCUGGGGACCCCCCUGCAGGAGUGGAGAUAAUAAGGGCUACUACACCAAGGUGGAGAACUACGUAGAGUGGAUCAAACACACCAUGAAGACAGAAGACGGACCUUAGAGAAACUCUGAGCUGCAGCCACAAUAACAACGCUUCUGGAAAUCAAAUGUACCAGCAUUUACAACGCAAUCACAUAUUAUAAAGUGCUCUGAAAAUAAAGGAAAUAUCUGCAAAUCA
This is a messenger RNA of Amphiprion ocellaris (clown anemonefish), 2778 nucleotides long. Its product is annotated as complement C1s subcomponent-like. The transcript has 12 exons. Gene Ontology annotation, cellular component: extracellular region. The record is from RefSeq and is a predicted model, not a curated record. Bases 715 to 2661 code for a protein of 648 amino acids. Lineage: Eukaryota; Metazoa; Chordata; Actinopteri; Pomacentridae. Gene Ontology annotation, biological process: proteolysis; complement activation. Gene Ontology annotation, molecular function: serine-type endopeptidase activity; calcium ion binding.